AAUUCGUAGACUUUUCGCUGCCAUAAACAUUUCCGUUGUGUCGCUGAAAUUAACGGCAGCAAGAUUGUGAAAAUAAAAAUUUAUAAAAAAGUGAACGAAUUUGAAUAGGAGAAUUGCUAGUUAUUUAUAGAGGAGAAAAGUGCAUCCUGUGGUAAUCGCAAAAGUGGUGGAAAGUUGGUCAAAAAGUACUUGAAAAGGUUGAGCCUCAAGGAGAGCAAUUAUUUUCAAGGACUUUCGCCGAAACACUGCACUAAAGCAUUGUGUGAGGUGCAGUUUUCAAAGUGAAAAUUGAAUAUGUAUUCGCUUGCAAUGUACACAAUUUGCAAAAUGUUCAGUAUACAUAUAUGAAAGCGAAGCAACAGAAAUGUUUUGGAAGUUUUAGUUACUUGCACAAUAAAGUGUUUUGCUUUUCGAGAACAUACUACUUAAGACUAAAAUUUUGUAGCAAAUCUCAAUUAAACAUUGUGUGUGCGUGUGUGAAGCUAAGAAAAGUACUCAAACACGGCGACUCAAAGCACUGCUAGCCAGCAGACGACAGCCCACCCACUACCCUGGGGGCUAACGCACUGAAAGGCCAGCAUUCAAGAUGGAUGAAUGCGAGAACCUCGUCAUAAAUCUAGAAGACGCAGUCGAGACAUACGAGGACCUCGCCGACAACGACGACAUACUACAACAACAGCAACAAAUAAUCAAUGAUAACGACGCUGAAGUCAUUCAAUUGACGCAGGCAUUAACCGAAGGCGAUAUAAUGGGACAGGCCGAGAGUAAAAAGCAUUCGAAGAAACAUGGCGGCAACACCACCGGCAAUAUGGGCGCUGGAGUGGGCAUUAUUGAGACCAAAGGUACAGCAAUGUCCUUCGGCUUUCGCAAGAAACUCAAUACAACGCCGAAAAAGUUCAAGAAGUUGCUUGAAGCCGGGGUUGGCGGUGUAACUGGCAGUGACGCAAAAAGGAAACAAGACCAGUGCAACAAUAUAACAACAACGCCACGCGAUGGCAAUACCACUUCGGGUGAGGAUAAUGAAAAAACGGGAGCAGUGACAAAUGACACAGACAAUGGGGAGACAUUGCAGGACGAGCAACAGCAGGACGACAAUGGCAAUGCAGAGCUCCUGGCGAAAGUACAUUUUGAGAAAAUGGGUGCGGCAGCCGCAACUACACAACGAUCUAAUCAAAGCACCGCGAACGCAGGUGCCGCCGGCCAGCCAGCGAAUCUGCCUGGUGUAGCGUCGCGUUUCGGUUAUCGCGGCUCAAAUAUUGCGCGUCCGGCAUCGGCUGGUCUAGCGCAGCGCUAUCAAAUGGACAUGCAGGAAAAUGCGGAAAACAACAAUAAUUGUGGCAUUAAUGGUAACAUCAAUCGAAUUGGUGGCGUGGGCGUGAAUGGACAACAAAAACCGCUUGUGAGCAAUUUGAAACGCCGCUCGAAGAGUGCACAUGCUGGCCGGGCAUUGACUUCAGGUGAUGAGACUAGUGAGUCGGGCAGCGCCACCGAUGUGGCUGGCCGCCCAAAAAUAUCACAACCCAAAUCGAUAACGUUCAAUUUGAGUCAGAACAGCACAAUCGAAUAUCAGCGGCGACAGUUCUUCGAACAGCCCAGCACAUAUGGCAGCUAUGGUAGUGGCCGUGGCGGAACCAACAGUUGGACUCAUCAGCCAAUGUACCAGCCGCAACAGCAUCAGUCGCGAAACGUCAUCACUACGGGCAUGCACACAAAUGUUAUCGUUCGCCCCACACCGCGUGCACCGCCAGCCAGUUUUUCAAAGUUUACACUCCACACAGUCAGUUUGCCGAAACCAGAGUUUCCAGUGGCCAUAAGUGUAGGUGCCACGACACCAACUACACCAGGUAGCGUUUACACACCAUCGCCCACGAUGACUAGCACUUUGACGGGAGCACGCGCCAAAGAAGUCCAAUCGCAACACCCUUUAACUAUAGUGGCAUCCGCUAGUGUAACGCAUACACCCGGCGGGCAUCCGAUGGACCUGAAGACCGCUAAGCAAAUGGCUAACAAUACGCGCCGUGGCUUCUCUGGUAGUCGUGAGAUCUCUGCGGAUUCAGGUAUUGCCAGCAUGGAUAUGGCAUUGGAUAGUUCUGUUUCGAGCGGCGCUGGCCAUAUUAAAGGUCGUACAGCUUCGCCCAAACGUAGCCGCAGUCGUCCGCGAAACUUGCAAAUGGUCAUGAAUGGACGUCACAAAUUCGAAGUUCGCGAUCUGGAUGAUCCGUUGUCCAGCGAGUCUAGUUCGAUUGUAGAGCCGCUCGCUUUGCCGAAACUACCCAGUGAGAAUCAAACUGUACCACUACCACUCUGUGGUCUUGUACGCUCCAAUACUGUACUGAGUCGCGAAAGCUAUGAGCGAAAUGGUGGAAUUGGCGGCACGAGGAGUGCAGCUAACGGCAAUCAGGAAACAAAGCAGGUCGAUGUGGGACAACCCCGUCCCACUACGGCGCCAGCCCAGUGUAGCAUAACGCGAAACUCCUCAGAGGAAAGUGAAGGCGUAGAUGAAGAAAAACUAUACUUGGAUCGCUCAACAUCAGAAAAGGGCAAUAGGUUUAAAGACAUUAAUACCUGUUCAAGCAAAACAUCCUCACCAGGCAGCUCCAUAAUGCUUUCCUGGUGCAAUGCCGGCGAAGCGCUUGCCGUAAAAGAUUGCAGCAGCCUCAGUAUUAGCAGCGAAGAUAGCAAUAAAUUGCAAGAAGAAGUCCACAAAGAAAAAGAUAAGGACACGAAUACUGAAAAAAAUGAGAGGCAGAAAGCUAUGCAUAUGUCAGUCGAUCUAAACGACGAUGAUAUAAGCGGUAUAGUAACUGAAAUGCAAGCCAGUACACUAUUUUCGUUUCCCGAACCUGUGUCAACGACGAACAACCUAACUGGUACAACAACACGCGCUGUACUACGAAGUAAUGCAGAAAACACAACUAUUGCCGAAAAUCAAGAUAUGGAUAAACCUGAUCGUCCUAAAACAUUUUACAAUACCCUUAAUGAGACGAAGUUUGCCGAAAUGGCUUUAGCUGGCAGCACUUAUCUUUUAGAUGAUGAGACCUCGCCCACCGACAGUUUGGUGAGCAGCACAGAAUCUGAGGAGGCGGCAACCAAGCAGAAGAAGCACAAAAUAAACGAAGAAUUGCAAGAGAAGGACAUCGAUGAGAUUUCACCUGAACUGGAGAUGGGUAGUCCCAUCUCACCGGGCACUCCAACGCACGCUUCACAUUCGUUAUCACUCUCCGAUUGCGGCAACUUGAUUGACGAUGAGAUCGCCGAUCAACCGGCAUUGCUGUUUAACAGCGAGGCGCACGACCUAGUCGAUAGUUUAACUUCGCACAAAGAUAAGACGGAUACACCAACACUCAUGGAAAAUACCGGUUCAAUGCGUUCGCUGAAAAGUCAAUCCAAGGCACGCAGUGCUCUCCAACAAGCGAUCGAGUUGAGCUUACGCACGCCACUGUCGCUGCGAAAGGCAGUAAUGGAGCGCGCCGAUUCGCUCGAUACGCUCUCGCCAUGUGAAUCCAUUUGUUCCGAUGAUCUUAUGAUGGAUUUUGAUAUACAUAGCAGCGUGGACUCAAUCGAUCGAUCUAGUUCUGCAAAGAGUCGCAGUGGUUCGGAUCUACAUAAAAUAGGAGAUACUGAAUUAUUUUCGGAGCUGGAGCGUAAAGGCAGCGAUGUGAUGAAAGAGCUGAAUACUAUUCUACGUCUGCAUACCAAUAGAAGCUCCGAAAAGGACUCUGUCAUCGCUCAUUUGCCUGCUCGUGCAACACGUCUACUAAACCGCUCGCGUCUACAACAACAACAAUACCCUGCUUCUAAUGCCAGUGGUCUAUCGGCGAAUGCUGGUGCUGCUGGAACCUCUGGCGGCGGCGCAGAUUCUGAUAGCUCCAAAUCAACACAUAGCCUGCGACGUAGUGCUGCCACCUCGCGCGCAUCAAACGCUUCCACGUCUUCGACGAAUGCUUCACAACCGACCAGUAGUAAUUUCCAUCAUCAAAAGCACUUUCAACAUCAUUACUCGCAACUUUAUCGCGAUUCGCACAGUUCGUCGGACGACCUAAUGCUGUAUGAUAAAUCAUUUCGCAAUGCAAUGAUUCAGGACGUGCUGCAAUUUAAGAAGCAGCUGUUGCGGCUACGACGCAUUCUACAGGAGGACGAAGAUCAUUUGAUGAGGACGGAUACUCUCAACCCAUUCGACACCGACAAUGGGCAACUCUUCGCUGCCUGUGGCUUAGAUAGCAAACUACUGGAUGACAUGGACUUGGCCAGCUUAACAUCGUCGAACACAGAUGACCCCAUGGUGGAGUUAGCCGAUCUACGAAGACAGGUGGUUUACCUUCAGGGUGAGGUCGAAGAUCGUGAACGCACAAUACGUUUACAAAAAAAUAAAAUUGAAAGUUUGGAGUUGAAAAGGCCGGAAAUCAGUAGUGACACCACAAAGGAAUGCAUAAAUACAGCAACACAAACAGAUAGGACACGACCUUAUUCAUAUGGUCCGGAGGGAUUGUCAAGAAGUAAACCCGAGUACACCAGCUACACGACGCAUUAUCAUCCCGCAGCUAGUUGCAAUAACAACAGCAUAUGCAGCAGCGCCAACAACAGCAACAACCACACUCUUUGUCCACACCACCAACAACAACUGCAAAACAACUGCAAUGGCAGCAAUAAUAAUCUCCCAGUUGCCGCUACAGAAGCAGCAUCUCAACAAAUACGACGUCACACCAUCAUAUCGACCACUCUGAGCAAUUACAACAAUCAACAGUUGGCAAUGGCACCGCGACGUGCUUCAAUCGCGUGGGAAAAGCCAACAGCGACAGCACCCACAACAGCCGCUACGCUGACCCAGACAUCAGCCGCUGGCACAGGAAAACACGCGCCAACCGCAAACAUUUACAAGCCCGUGAAAAUUACACUAAUCGGCGAACCAUUGAAGCAAUGGCAAUGGAAUGCUGUUGGCAAUGGCAAGACUGCUGCUACUCAAAGUAAUGGCAGCAACAAUACGGCAAUAAGCAAUGGCAGUGACAAAGUCAGUGUGAAGUGUGAAGCAGCGGGCGGUAGUAAUAUAAAUGGAAAAAUUAGUGGUAACGGUACUCGUAGUAGUGUUGGGAUGUGCAAUAGUCGUACCAAUGGCCUUUCGAAAGUAUACAAAAACAACAAUGGCUUGUGCAAUGGUGGGUCAGCAGGUUCGUGUGGCAGCAAUGGAUAUGCGAAUGGUAAUAGCAGUAAUUACGAGGCAAAAGCAAUUGAGGGUGUUAGGAAUGCCAAGCAGAGUGGCUACAAUGGCAUUGGUGUCGGUGUUGGUGUCCGUUUGGGUAAUGGCGAACAAAAUCUAGCGACGUAUCAGUCCAACCAAAAUCAUCAUACACAGCAUCUGCAUACGCAGCAGGCACUGGCACAGACGGAACAACAGCAGCAAACACAUGUGCAACAUGCAAGCAAAAUUGUUUAUCAGCAGCAGCAGCAGCAGCAACAACAACAGCAAAACCCACUGCAAGUCUAUCAAACGUCUAAUGGCAGCAAUGGCAAUUUCUAUCCAACAGUUACUAUAGUCUGAGCGCGAAUGUAUUGUAAUUAGCUUGUAAUGCCUGAGAUUCAUAUUAGAAUUACUAUUACUUACGUAUACAUACAUAAGUACGUAAAUAAAAACAUAUGUACAUACACAUAUGAUGUUUAGAAACAUUUUUGAAAGAAUUUCUCAACAGCUGAUAUUUUUAAAUUUUGUAGAAUUUAUAUUUAAAAGUAAAUACACAAAAGCCCAAUUUGUAAUCUGUCGGCCAAGUUUUAAAAAACUUUACUUAUAGGCAGUUUCCACGACGCCCAUGUUGCGCAAUUUCAACACUGUUCUCAAUUUCAGCUGAAAUUACGAUACGAUUCGCAAAUUGGCUUUACAAUAACCUGUCACCUGAAAUUGAGUAUGAAUCUCAAUUUCAGUGACAUUGAAACGAAAUUACCACAAUUUCGCGAAUACAACUCCACAGAGUACUCAUUUCGAAAUGUUAAUGAGCAAAAAGAAGAAAAAUAAACUUCAAUAACAAACAAAUAAAAAUAAAAAACAAAACACAAAAUUCAUAUUAAACAAAAACAAACUGAAAUUAGCAUGGUCGUGUAAACAGCUAUAAUUGAAAAUUGAGGGUUGAAAAUGCGCCUCGAGGAAAUUCACUUUUAAUUUGUUUUAAAUCAACCCGCAUCGUGGAAUCCCAUUGAGACGAUGCAUGUAACAUAAUGUGAGAGUACUUUCCAAAAUUGCAAGAUCUCGAAUUUGUUCGAAAGCGGUCCUUUACGGUAUGCGUGCAAAUGAAAUAAGUUAUUAUGAGUAUACUAGUUAAAAAUUGCGUUUGACCUUUCAAACUGAAUACAUCUGUCACGCAAAACUCACAAGCCUCUAUAUAAAAACCUUUAAUAAACAUACCAAUAUUUUACGCGUUGAAGAAAUGUGUGAACAAAAUUUAAAGCUCGAUGACUUAGCUUUGUGAUGAUGUGUAUGUAGAGUGUUCUUGAUUUAUUUCUAAUUCUAGUUCUAAGAGCUACGACCUUUGCAGACUCUGCUUUUAUACUUUUGCUCAUAGCCUAUUCAUGCCAAUUACUAUUUCCAAUUGAGUUAAGAGUAUUAGAGUUUCAAAAACGUAGAGAAAGAAAUGGCCAUACAAAUAGUAUACCUACAUAUAUAAGGGCGGGUCAAUUUGUAUGGGAGAUUUUGUCGUCUAUAGGUGUAUAACAUAGGAGGAUUCUAUGUACAUACGUAUAAUUCUUAGCAAGUUUGCCGAAGAAACCAUGGGUCUAAAAGCAAUUUCGAGUUUACCGAAUUGCGAAAAUAGGUUCCUUAGCAUUUGUCGUAGUGUCGUAAAGCAGUGUUUAAAUUUUGUAUAAAAACAUGCUGGAAGGGGUUUUUGGUAUGAGGAAUCCCUUACUGUACUUAUUUUGUUCUUAAAACUUUCACCAGAGGGUGAAAAAUUUUAAUUUUCAUAUUUUCUUCGAAACCUAUUUUCGUAAUUUGGCAAACUCCAAAUUUAUUUUAGACCCACGGUUUCUUCCGUAAAUUUGCUUAGAAUUCCAUGUAGAAUCCUCCUAUGAUAUACACGCAUAGUAAAAAAAAAAAAUUACCACCCCUAACAUACGCACAUAUGUUUUUUAGCCAGCUGUAAGAUUUUUUAAGACAGGUGGUUUUUCUACAUGGAAUUUCAUCAGUGGGAGUU
Molecule: messenger RNA, 7175 nt
Organism: Rhagoletis pomonella (apple maggot)
Lineage: Eukaryota; Metazoa; Arthropoda; Insecta; Diptera; Tephritidae
Exons: 15
Coding region: 587-5536 (1649 amino acids)
Source: RefSeq, a predicted model, not a curated record